Molecule: messenger RNA, 884 nt
Organism: Drosophila albomicans
Lineage: Eukaryota; Metazoa; Arthropoda; Insecta; Diptera; Drosophilidae
Gene: Uxt
Exons: 1
Coding region: 121-582 (153 amino acids)
Biological process (GO): protein folding; regulation of DNA-templated transcription
Cellular component (GO): prefoldin complex; cytoplasm
Source: RefSeq, a predicted model, not a curated record
AACAACAAUUCUGAAUUCAUUUAAAAGAAUACAAUUUUAUUCAAUAACAAAUGAACAUAUAAUAUUACUUGGCUGCAAAAUCUUCAAUAUUGCCUUCUAUGCAUUAUCACCUCUAAAACAAUGCAACCGCAAGCCAAGGCGGGCGCCAAAAGCCCAGCGUCCGUGGCCAAACUUGAGGAAUUCAUCAAUGACCGGCUUAAGGAGGAUCUCAAACAGCUGGAGAUAUGUCUCAAUCGGUAUAACGAGGACAUUAUGGAAUAUGUACAGCUGAAGAACACGCUUCAAACCUUUGACGAGCACAUGCCCGAUGGCUACAAGACACAGGUCAACAUUGGCAGCAAUAUUUUUAUGCAGGCACGCGUCAAGCAAAUGGACAAAAUACUCGUGAAUGUGGGCAAGGAGGUGUAUCUGGAAAUGAGCAUGGAGGAGGCCAUCAAGUUUAGUGAUGUGCGCAUUAAGAUUCUAACCAAACAGGCGGACGUGGUGCGAGAUGAGAGCGUAAAGAAGCGAACACUUAUUAAAUUGGCACUGCUUGCAAUAGCUGAACAAGAAAAGUUGCUGCAAGACGAGAGCAAGAAGUGAAGGAUCGAAAGCAAGAUGGCCGCCAGGGAAGAGAUGUAGUAGUGUUGGAAAACGAUGUUAGCUAAGUAAAUAAAAUAGCAUGUUAUCUAAUUGCAGUUGCCUAUUGUAUGUGAUCUGCAGAAGAAACGGAACGUGAUUUCGAAUUAUAUUAUUUUUAACUGCCGGCUGAGUUUUGUCCAACGAGUGGAAUAAUUCAUUGCUGUCAUAUUCAUAGAGGGAUUACGUUAUCCGUUAGCAGUAAUCGAAUGUCACGUGUACUUCCCCGCCCUAAAAUUCAAAUUACUGAUACUAUAUUUCGACAA